AGGGUGGGGACAUGUGAGCACGAAGGUAGUCUGGGGGACGAGGUAUGGUGGAUCAGGGCUUCCACCAGGGCCUGAUGGUGCCUUCUGGGGAGGCUGGAAUGAACCUUACACAUCAAAGUUGAUUUGGAAGGACUUGGUUCUUGGAGUCUGCAGGGCAGAGGUCGCCGUCCGCCCGGAGCCUGCGGAAUAGACGUCACACAGCCACACGACAGCACAGUGCAGCGGUGCAGCAGUGCGAGGGCCGCGGGGUGACGUGGGGCAGCGCGGCGUCGGCGCACUCCCGGGCCUGGAGCCUCGCGGGGCUGUGGCACGACGACUCGCACGAUUAAACAGGAGGCCCUCUUCCCGCUGCGUCAGGGAGGUGCGGGGUGCAGGACGUCAAGCCACGCACUUCCCUCGCGGGGCUCAGGGGGCGGGGCCUGGCGCUGCCACGCCCCACACGGCGCCGGAACUCUGGCGUCACGGCGACGACGCCGGAAGCGGGGCUGGUGCGCGUCGUUGCCGGGCAACGGGCCGGAGCUACGCGAAGCGACUGCAGGCCGUUUCGGCAGGCGGAGGCGGGACGCGGCCAAGCGACACUGGACCCACACCAGGCAUCAGCACUCCGGGCAGUGGGCAAGCGGGCGGCCCUCUAGGCCGUGUCCAGCCCUGGGCCUUCCAGUGCAGCAGUGUGUAUGUCUCCUGAGCAUCUUCCCAUCUAUGCGGGCCUGGCGACACCAACAUGGAAGGCCCGCAGGAGCUGGGAGGAGAGCCCGGCCAGAUGCCCCUUCUAAGCAGGUUUCUGAGUGACCUCGCAGAGGUUGCAGGCGAGGUUUCCCUCCACCAGGCUUCUGAAGACAGCGGUGCAAGCGAGGUACCUGGGAGACAGAGUGUUGCCCACGUGGAGUGGGUGAGGAUCCGCUCCCACCUUCCUCCAUCAGACGGGGAAGCCAAGAUCUCUGGGCUCAAUGAGGGCUUUUCCACCUACACCUCCAGUGGUCUGGACCCAGGGGAACACAGCGGUGCCUGGGGGCAGUUUGAAGGCUUUCAGGAAUCUUCCGCCAAGUUCGAACAAUAUUCUCAGUUCUUUGAACUCCCAGAGAGGGCCGCAGCACCUGAGCCGCCAAGAACUGCUUCUGCCCACAAGGAGUGUGGUUUUCAGCAACUUCACCAGGGCGGACCUUGGGUGACAGGGACUGCUGCCAUCUCACCUUCUGAGCCCAUUCUCAGCUAUGAGGACGUCUUCAGGUUUGCUUUUCAAGAAGUGCCAGUGCAGCAGGUGACUGACGAUGUUCCCACCUUGCGUCACCUCUUAGAGAUUGGCCUUGAGGAACCAGGCCUUGGGUCUGCACACAGAUGCUGUUCUGAAUCCAGAAAACUCUGGAGAGCUCUUCAGAGCACAAAUAGCAUGGCCACGUCCCACUGCCUGUGGCGCGAGUCCCACUGCCAAGCAAACUUCCUCCCUGUCCUCGGAGUAGACGCCGCUCAGAACCUUUCCGGAGGCCAGGGUCACGAUUCGGAAGGUUCCAAGCUGCGGGAGGCUGCAGAAGUUGGGGUGUCCAGCCUCCGUGUGCACGGCUGCAGAGCGCUGAUCCAGACCAAGCUCUCAGGGACGUCAGGCGACAGGCAGGGGAGCCUCGUCACAUACAGCCUUUUUCUGCAGAUGCCCUUCCACGGGCACGGGCAGUGCGUCACAGCGCCAAGGAGGAAGCUCUUCAGUCGCCGUAACCUGAAAAUGACACUGUUUCAUAGUGACGUUUGCUGAGACGGGACGACCUGCUAGCUGAGGAAUUCACAUCUCCUGGCUUGUUUGGUGGUGACCACUCCUGUUUUGUGAGGGUUCCCAAGUCUGCGCCUGCUGGGUCAGUUUCAGGGGAGGGUCCUUCGGCAGAGCCAGCCCUCACCAUGAAUGGGCGCCGAGGUCCCCAGGAACUCCCCCAGCCUGCCCAGUGCAGGUGCUGCCAGUCCUGGGGGCUCCCGCUGAGGGACCCAGGCCUGGCUGCCUGAGCUGCACUGCCCAGGGCUCCGGGUCCCCGCCCAGCGGCCUCUUGCACCCUGUGGGCGAGCUGGCCCUGGUCAUCAGCCUUGGAGAUCCCCUUCUGAAGGCAGAGCCAGAAUAGGCACUGACUUUUGUAACAUUUUAGCAAAUAAAACGGCCUGGAUC
Molecule: messenger RNA, 2143 nt
Organism: Rhinolophus ferrumequinum (greater horseshoe bat)
Lineage: Eukaryota; Metazoa; Chordata; Mammalia; Chiroptera; Rhinolophidae
Gene: CLBA1
Product: clathrin binding box of aftiphilin containing 1
Exons: 7
Coding region: 722-1744 (340 amino acids)
Biological process (GO): intracellular transport
Cellular component (GO): trans-Golgi network membrane; AP-1 adaptor complex
Molecular function (GO): clathrin binding
Source: RefSeq, a predicted model, not a curated record